UUUACUAUAUUUUAUUAUAUUUUUAAAUUUAUUGCUUUUACAAUUUAAAAAAUACAGGUGACAUGAACUUUAUUAUCAUCGUCUGUGUAUGUAUACGUAUAUAUAUUCAAACUUUCCAUUGUUUGAUAAGAAAUGAAUACUUAAGGAUGAAUUAAAAUUUAAAAAGUAAUUUUACAAAUGAACCACCACUCUCAUUGUAAAUUACGAAUGUACCCCUCUCCUCAUUUGGUUUAUAAAAGCCCCCUUCCCUCUUUCCCUCCAUUUUCACCAAUAACCAAAAAGAAAAACAAUGGGUUCCCUUCCUCACAUAGUCGAGGACUGCAUGGGCGUUCUCCAACUCUACAGCGACGGCACCGUUUCCCGCUCUCACAACAUCCACUUCCCUUUUCCCCUCACACUCGACUCCUCCGUCCUCUUCCGCGACGUCCUCUACCAACCCUCUCACGCCCUCCACCUCCGCCUCUACAAGCCAGCUCCUUCAACAACCUCCUCCCCCACUACUAACAAAAAACUCCCUAUUCUCUUCUUCUUCCACGGCGGCGGCUUCUGCGUCGGCUCCCGAUCUUGGCCCAACUCACACAAUUGCUGCGUUCGCCUCGCCCUAGGGCUAGGCGCUCUCGUAAUCGCACCGGACUACCGUCUGGCACCCGAGCACCGGCUUCCGGCCGCGGUGGAGGACGGAGCAAAAGCGAUCGAGUGGGUGAGCAAGGCGGGGAAAUUAGAUGAGUGGAUUGAGGAGAGUGGGGAUUUGCAAAGGGUAUUUGUGAUGGGAGAUUCGUCGGGAGGGAACAUUGCUCAUCAUUUGGCCGUGAGAAUUGGAACUGAGAAUGAGAAAUUUGGAGUUCGAGGUUUUGUCUUAAUGGCCCCGUUCUUCGGCGGAGUUGGGAGAACCAAAUCGGAGGAAGGACCGGCUGAACAAUUUUUCGAUUUGGAAGCGCUUGACAGGUUUUGGAGGCUAUCAUUACCAAUAGGAGAAGAUAGAGACCACCCAUUAGCAAACCCAUUUGGGGCAUCAAGCAUGAGUCUUGAAGAAGUGAAUUUAGAGCCAAUUUUGGUGAUAGUUGGUGGAGAUGAAAUGCUUAAGGAUAGAGCGGAAACCUAUGCAAAAACACUUUCACAAUUGGGAAAGAGAAUAGAGUAUGUGGAAUUUGAUGGAAAACAACAUGGCUUCUUCACUAAUUCUCAAGACACUCAAUUGGCUCAUCAAGUCAUUGCCAUUAUCAAAAAAUUUAUGCUUCAUAACUCUGUUUGAAUUAAUAAUGAAUUUCAAAUUAAUUUUUCACACCUACAAUAAUAUAAUUCUAAGGGUUGUUUUCUUUUUUCUUUUUCCUUUUUGUUGCAAAGUUUGGUGUGUGUUAGGGUUUAGGGUUUGGAGUUAAUUAAUGAGUUGUUUUGAGUUAUUUCUAGUUUUGUAUUAUUUGUCUCACUUGGUUUUGAGUUUAAAAAGGUGUUUUACAACAUAUGUAAUUGAUAUUAUUGUGAGAAGAUGUAAUUGUUAUAUUUGUAUCCCAUGUAAAUGUAGAGGUGGAGAGUUGAACCUGUGUGA
This is a messenger RNA of Cucumis sativus (cucumber), 1546 nucleotides long. Its product is annotated as probable carboxylesterase 15. The coding region runs from base 290 to 1252 and encodes 320 amino acids. NCBI's taxonomy places the organism in Eukaryota, Viridiplantae, Streptophyta, Magnoliopsida, Cucurbitales, Cucurbitaceae. Gene Ontology annotation, molecular function: hydrolase activity. The transcript is spliced from 2 exons. The record is from RefSeq and is a predicted model, not a curated record.